AUGUCUUCUGGUUCGAAGAGGAAAAGAAGUGAGGAAUCUCCACUCACGAGAGAAGAUGGAACGAUACAACCAUCGAAUUCAGCACUUGUAAGUACUACUGAAGAGAUUUCAUUUCCAAGAGGUGGUGCUUCUGCGUUGAGUCCAUUAGAAUUGAAACAAGUGGCAAAUGAGGCGGCUAGUGACGUGCUUUUUGGUAACAAUAAAACCAGCACGGAAGUGUCUAGACCAAAGAAGAAGAAGAAAACAAGCAUUAAGGACAAGGAUGCCGCCGGUGAACUAAAUGAGGAUGCUGCUCUUGAAGAUGAGAAAUUAUCGGUAGUUCACCACAUUAGUUUUAGAAGUUUGAAAGUGGGCUCUUCUUUGAUUGGGCAAGUUUCAGAGAUCAACAAAAAUGAUAUUUGUGUGACUUUCUCUGAUGGUAUUUCCGGGUUUGUUAACCUAACCCAUAUUUCGGAACAAUUUACCCAUAUACUGGAAGAGCUUGAUGAGAACAUGGAUUCUGACGAGGAAAAAGAAUCUGAGUACGAAUCAGACAAUGAAAAGGCAGCUGAAGCCAAGGAAUUACCUGAUUUGAAAAACUACUUUAAGCUUGGUCAAUGGUUGAGGUGCAAUGUUCUUACCAACAAUGCUUUGACAACAAAAUCUAAGAAUAACAAAAAGAGAAGGAUUGAGUUGACGAUCGAACCUUCCUACGUUAAUACUUUUACGGAGGAAGAUCUUGUCAAGUCUGCACCGGUUCAAUGCUCUGUUAAAAGUGUCGAAGAUCACGGGGCAACCUUGGAUGUUGGUGUCGUAGGAAUCACUGGUUUCAUCUCUAAAAAGGAUAUUGGGUCAUCAUUAGGUCUACUCCCCGGUGCUGUGUUCUUGGGUAAUGUUUAUAAACAAACAGAAAGAGUGGUCAAUAUCAACCUUGAUUUCUCUUCUAAGAAGAACAAGAUCACUCAAAUUUCAAAUGUUGAUGCCUUAGUACCAGGGAUGUCAUUGGACCUACUUUGCAAAGCUAUAACUCCAAGUGGUAUCGUUGGUAAAUGUUUUGGCCUCGUCAACGGUUUUAUUAGCUCCGCUCACCUUGGUGUGUUCAAAGAAGACGACAUGAAGCAUAAGUUCGCCAUUGGUUCAAAUAUUCAAUGUAGGGUCUUAGCUACGCUUAUCAACAAUGAAAGUGAAAAAGUUGCUCUACUGUCCUUGAUACCAAAUAUUGAACGCCUAGAACCCACCUUAAAAUGCACUGAAGCUUUUGAGGCCUUUCCAAUUGGUUAUAACUUUGAAACAACUAAGGUAAAGGGUAGAGAUUCUGAGUACUUAUACCUGGCUGUUGAUGACGAUCGUGUAGGCCGGGUGCACAAAUCCAGAAUUGGAGAAUUAGACAGCACAGAUAACCUAAAAGCUAAGGUAAUGGGGUAUGACAUUGUCGACAACAUGUACGAAUUAGCUACCGACCCAAAGAUUUUAGCUCUGAAGUACGUGAGAAGCAAGGAUAUCAAGAUUGGUGAACUUCUUACAACGUGUAUUGUUAAUGCAGUAAGUGAGAAGGGUAUUGAACUGAAAAUAUUCAAUGGACAAUUUGUGGCAACCGUUUCUCCUUUACACAUAUCUGAUACCAGACUUGUGUAUCCUGAAAGAAAAUUCAAGAUAGGAGGUAAGGUUAAGGCUAGAAUUUUGAAUGUGGAUAACAGGGGCCGCAUCUACGCUACCAUGAAAAAAUCUCUGGUAAAUUUGGAGCAGGAUGAAACUCCCAUAAUUUCCUCUUAUGAGAUUGCCAAAACUGCCAAAGAGAAAAAUGAAAAGACGCUUGCUACUGUUGAGGUUUUCAGAAAGACUGGUUGCAUUGUGUCGUUUUUCGGUGGCGUAAGAGGGUUCUUACCUAACGCUGAAAUCUCAGAGGUUUUCGUCAAGAAGCCAGAACAACAUUUACGGUUGGGUCAAACUGUGGUUGUAAGACUAUUGAAAGUUGAUGCAGAAGACUCUAGAAUUUUAGCGACGUGUAAGGUCUCUAACGCUCAGGCGCAAGAACAAAAGGAAACCAUUGAGCAGCUUGUACCUGGUAGAUCCAUGAUUAAUGUAACUGUGGUAGAAAAAACUAAAGAUGCUUUGAUCAUUGAAAUGGAUAAGGUUGAAUUACGUGGUGUUCUUCAGGUAGGUCAUUUAUCGGAUUCUAGAAUCGAACAAAACAGAGCCGAUUUCAAGAAAAUUGCCAUUGGUACCCACCUGAGAGGUUUGGUCAUCGAUAAGGAAACUAGAACCCAAGUAUUCAAUAUGACUUUGAAGAAGUCUUUGAUUGAAGCCGCUGAAAAGGAGGAAUUGCCUACUUCCUAUAGCGAUAUAAAGGCAGUUUCAAAGGACACUCCUUUAUGUGGUUACGUCAAAUCCAUCUCUGACAAGGGUUUGUUCAUUGCAUUCAAUGGGAAAUUUGUAGGUUUAGUUCUUCCAAGUUACGCUGUUGAAAGUAGAGACGUUGACAUUUCAAAAACUUUCUUUAUCAACCAAUCGGUCUCUGCUUAUUUACUGAGAUCUGAUGACGAAAACGAAAGAUUCUUGCUAACUUUGAAAGCCCCAAAAAUUGAAAGUAAAAAGAAAGAACCUGCUUCUGAUGAGGUUACUAAUCCAAUUGACAACUCUAUUAAAAAGCUCAGUGAUUACACAAUUGGAAAAAUUGUCAAGGGAACUAUCAAAGCUGUCAAGAAGAACCAAUUGAAUAUCAUUCUCGCUGAUGAUUUGCAUGGUAGAAUUGAUGUUUCUGAAGUGUACGACAAUUAUUCAGAUAUCCUGAAUACAAAAGCACCUUUGAGCCAGUUCAAAAACGGCUCAAUAAUAGAAGCCAAAAUUGUCGGUAAUCAUGACAUCAAAAGUCAUAAAUUCCUACCAAUCACACAUCAGAUCAAAAAGGGUACAGUUCUCGAGCUAUCCAUUAAACCUUCUGUUUUGAGCAGCGAGGACAACAGGCCUCUUUCUCUCAAGGACAUUUCGAUUGGCGAUGAGCUUGUCGGAUUUGUGAAUAAUUAUUCUUUGAAUUUUCUGUGGCUGACAAUUUCUCCUAUUUUGAAAGCUAAGCUGUCGAUGUUUGAUUUGACUGAGGAUGGUUUAGAGCUUUCCAAGAAUAUUGAGGAUAAUUUCCCCUUGGGUUCUGCAAUCCCAGUUAAGGUGACUGCAAUUGAUUCUACUCAUGAAUUCGCUACUGUCACUGGUAGGUCACACGUCGUCAAAGACUUUGACAGCAUUGCUGUUAAUGACGUUAUCCCUGCUCGUAUUGGUAAGAUAUUCGAGAACUUUUUAUUGCUGGAUUUGGGUAACAGUAUAACAGGUUUAGUAUUUGCCACCGAUGCGCUAGAUUCUUUCUCGACUUCAUUGAACGAAGCCUAUGGUGAUAAGGUUAAUCGCAUCGUAUCUGCCAAGGUUGUUGCCAUUGACAAGAAAAACAAAAAGAUAAACUUGUCUUUGCGUUCGGAGGCAUCAAAAGUCCCUACUGUGACAUCAUAUUCUGAUUUGAAACAGGGCGAUAUUGUUCAUGGGCUGGUAAAAACCGUAAACGAUAAAGGUAUUUUCGUAUACCUAAGCAGAACUGUGGAAGCGUUCGUCCCUAUUAGUAAACUCUCAGAUGCUUAUCUAAAAGACUGGAAGAAGUUCUACAAACCAAUGCAACACGUAAUUGGUAAGGUGGUGAAAAGUGAAGAUGAUAAACAUAUUUUAAUAACACUGAGGGAAUCUGAAGUUAAUGGUGAUUUGAAGGUUUUGAAGAACUAUGACGACAUUAAAGUAGGCGAAGUGUUCAAAGGGUCUGUCAAAAACAUCACCGAUUUCGGGGUUUUCAUCAAACUGGACAACACUGCGAAUGUCACGGGUUUAGCACAUAUAUCUGAAAUUGCUGACAGCACACCAAAUGAUAUUUCUUCAUUAUUCGGCCCUGGGGAUAAAGUUAAGGCCAUUGUCUUGAAAACGAAUUCUGCGAAGAAGCAAUUGUCUUUGAGUCUGAAAGCCUCUCAUUUCACCAAAGAAGAAACCGACGAGGAGAAGGAUGAAGAUCAAAUUGCGACCGUCAACUUCGAUGAUGCUGAUUCUGAGGUAGAUGUUGACUCUGAUAUUGAAAAUGAGCCAGAGAAAAUGAAACUAACCUCCAUGUCUACUGACGGCUUAUCCCUAAGCUCUGGUUUUGACUGGACCACUUCCAUUCUCGACCAAGCCAGAGAAUCUGAGAGUGAAUCCGAAGAUGAAGAAGAUAACUUCAUGGAAAGUAAAAAACACAAGCACAAGAGAAGAGACAGAAUUGUUCAAGAUAAAACUAUUGACAUAAAUACCAGAGCUCCAGAAUCUGUUGGAGACUUCGAACGUUUGAUCAUGGGUAACCCUAACUCUUCUGUGGUUUGGAUGAAUUACAUUGCUUUCCAAUUGCAGUUGAGUGAGGUUGAGAAGGCACGUGAAAUUGCAGAACGUGCUUUGAAAACCAUCAACUUCAGAGAGGAGACCGAAAAGCUAAACAUUUGGAUUGCUAUGCUCAAUUUGGAAAACACUUUUGGUACGCCAGACACGUUGGAUGACAUAUUUAAGAGAGCAUGUCAAUACAUGGAUUCCUACACCAUGCACAACAAACUAUUGAGCAUCUACCAAAUGAGUGACAAGACUGAAGCUGCGGCAACUCUGUUCAAAGCCACUGCCAAGAAGUUCGGUAGCGAGAAAGUAUCUAUCUGGAUUGCCUGGAGCGAGUUUCUACUUGCUAACGGCGAGGAAGACGGAGCACGUAAUAUUCUAUCGAAUGCACUAAAGGCACUGCCUAAGCGUCAUCAUGUGGAAGUCGUAAGAAGAUUCGCACAGUUGGAAUUCUCUAAAGGUGAUAGCGAAAGGGGCCGCUCAUUGUUUGAGGGGUUGCUUGCUGAUGCACCAAAACGGAUUGAUAUAUGGAAUGUCUACAUCGAUCAGGAGAGCAAAGCCGGCGAUAAACAGAAGGUGGAUGCUUUGUAUGAACGUGUUUUCUCGAGAAAAAUCACCAAAAAGCAAGCCAAAUUUUUCUUCAAUAAGUGGCUACAAUUUGAAGAAACCGCUGGUGAUGAGAAAAUGAUUGACUAUGUUAAGGCAAAGGCAUCAGAAUACGUGGACUCUCAUUUUACCAAUAAGAAAGAAUAA
Molecule: messenger RNA, 5115 nt
Organism: Huiozyma naganishii CBS 8797
Lineage: Eukaryota; Fungi; Ascomycota; Saccharomycetes; Saccharomycetales; Saccharomycetaceae
Gene: RRP5
Product: Rrp5p
Exons: 1
Coding region: 1-5115 (1704 amino acids)
Biological process (GO): rRNA processing
Cellular component (GO): small-subunit processome; nucleolus; nucleus
Molecular function (GO): protein binding; RNA binding
Source: RefSeq, a predicted model, not a curated record